UCUCAGUCAACGAAAUUACGAGGAAAAGUUACGAGGAAUUCGCAUCUCUAGGCUCCAAAAUACCUUCUCCAUUCACGCCUCUAGACAGAAACCGGUGGAGGUUUCGGUAAACCCCAUCAAUUUGGUCAUUCAUCCAAUUUCUCCACUUCAUACUGCGGUUUUCUGGGGCUGUGGUCGUUUUACGGUGUCUCAGUCGCAGAUUUAGGAGCGCCAGCAAUAGAGGAAGCAAAGGCAUAAGCAGGAGGGGGAAAGAGAAGAGAAAUUGGUCAUCGGAUAAACAACUUCGAAACAUAGAUCUCAUUGACAAACAGUGGAUUUGGAAGUUGGGGCCCAGCUGGAUCCGAGUGUGGGCAAUGUGGCAAGCAUUGCCCACGGAUGGAUUGUGGAAUAUGAAUAAAGCUUUGGGGUGGGGAUUUUAGGCAGAUUGAAUGACCUGAUAACCGUGGACAGGAGUAAAUUGUUUGAGAAUUGGUGCCGAUUCGAAUCGCUGGAAAUGAAGUGAGGCAGGGAAGGAGAAGGGAUUUCAGAGAAGGUGAGGAGUAGAAGGUAGAGAUCAUGGCCAGCCUUUCAGAUUUUCAGUUUCUGAGAGGCUGUAGAAUGACGUUCGCUGUAGUUGUGCUGGCGCUGCUGGUGUUGGCGAUGGUUGCUGAAGGAAGCACCCAUCAGUCGAAGAAUGUGAACGUAGCAGUGCGUGCAAAGUGGACUGGUACUUCUCUUCUGCUGGAGGCGAGUGAGCUCGUGGCGAAAGAAGGAGAUCCACAGUUUUGGAGGUUCGUUGAAGGAUGGAUGAGGGACGCUGAACCUGCUGAACUUUCGGAUGAGGAAUGCGUCCAUAAAAUUGUGAAGGAAGGAACCGAAAUCGUGGGAAGUUCAUUGGCACCUCUCUUCCAAUUUUCUUUGUCACUACGUUCUGCCUCUCCCAAGAUUGUUCUGUAUCGCCAGCUUGCUCAACAAUCAAUUUCAGAACAUUUCUCGAUGAGGGCGAAUACGAACAACGAUGGUCUUGACAAAGUGGAUCAGUGGUCUGUCAGUGAGAAUCCAAUAGCACCCGAGGGUCAAUGCUGUUGGGUUGAAGUAGGUUCUCACGUUCUUCUGGGAGAAUCUGAGCUUAAAAAAUGGUUACAAUUUACCCAGGACCGGUCUCAUGCUGAAGAAGACGAAGUUGAGGUGUAUGAUUUUGAUCACGUUUAUCCAGGGUCUGAAGGUGGGCUCUUUGUGGCCAUUCUCUACGGUGCACUCGGAACGUCUUGUUUUAGGACCUCUCACUCUCUGCUCAGUGAGUCUUCGAAAAUGGGCCAUGUGAAAUACAUCUAUCGACCAGUUCUUCCGUCUAAUUGUGCAUCGUCAGUCGAAAGCUGCGCACAAGUUGGAGCAGGCAGUACACUUUAUCUAGGUGGUUAUGGAGUGGAACUAGCGCUUAAAAAUAUGGAGUACAAAGCCAUUGAUGACAGUGAAGAAAAGAAAGGUGAUGAUUCAGAUAAUUCUCAAGCGCAAGCAGAGGAUCUUAGUCAGGAGGAACGAAAAGUAGAAGAAGAUGGAGAAGUUAUGACCUUCAGAGAUAAUUUACUUUCUUCAGAAAUUGUCGACAAAAUCAAUGUCGGGGAACUGAAAGAUUUGGGUUAUUUGACUGUUCAGCGGAUUAUCCACUCUUCUGAACCUUUACGCUUGAUGCAAGAAAUCAAUCAGAACUUUCCAAAGUUGGUGUCUUCUCUUUGUCGCAUGCAGUUGAAUGAUACUGUCAAAGAGGAAAUAGCGAACAAUCAACGAAGGGUCCCCCCCGGAAAGAAUUUGUUUGCGAUUAAUGGCGCUCUCGUGAAUCCUGAUACGCUUGAUAUUUUCUCGUUGUUGGAGCUCGUCGAAGGGGAGUUGUCAGUUGCUGGGAAGAUAGACCAAGUGAAGGUCCCUCCCAAUUACAUCAGGAAACUUCUGCGAUUAACUGAUCCUCGGGAAUCAAGUGCUUUUCGAUUGGACUUCCGUUCUGAGCACGUCCACUAUAUGAAUAAUAUAGAGGAGGAUUCUAUGUACAAGCGCUGGCGUCCCAACUUAAAUGAGAUACUAAUGCCAGCAUACCCAGGACAAAUGCGCUACAUUAGGAAGAACUUGUACCACGCCGUGUACAUCAUUGAUCCAGCCCUGCCCGUUGAGCUGAAGCUGUUGGAAACGAUGACGUAUUACGUUCAGAACAGUGUACCUAUGCGAUUUGGUGUCAUUUUCAUGUCAUCGAAGAAAAUAAAAGCGAUUGAGUCUCAUGGUGGUGACAUAGCUGCUACUCUGGAAACAACCGGAGAAGAGGACGUCUCUGAAUUGAUCAUUCGUCUUUUCCAUUAUUUCAAGGAGAAUAUGGACUUACAAACCGCAUUUGGGUUUCUCAACCUGGUCAAUGAAGAAUUAGAUGGAAGUGGAGAAGUAGACGAAGAACCUUUUCAAGCUUCAGUGGCAGAAAAUAUUUUCCUUGACAUUUUGAGAGAGAAGGGAAAAUCCACUGGUCCAACCAUUUUACAGAACUUAAAAGAAGGAAAUGAAUUCAAAGAGAAGGCGCUAGAAAGCUCCGCAUUUGCAUACAGAUUAGGCCUUUCUCCAAUGCAUCCUUGCAUGUUGAUGAACGGUUUGUUUUACGGACCAAGCCAGGUGCAAAAUGCCGCGAUCGCAGCUAUGAAUGAGGAAAUGCCAAGAAUUCAAGAAGCGGUAUACUACGGACGGAUUAAUGCUCGAACCGACGUUCUGGAUAAAAUGCUCUCCGAGGGUGGUCAGCCUCGGUAUAAUCCUCAGAUUGUCAGUUCAAGGAGAGAUGAUCGUCGUUAUGUUUCGCUCUCUUCGCCUGUUGCUGAAGAAGAUAAGGUUUUGACACGACUGCAAUAUCUGCAUCACCCCGGAAGCGAAGAUGAUUUGAAACCUUUAACCCACUGGAUAUGCGUCGACCUGACUCAAAAGAGUGGUAUCCAUCUCCUUCAACAGGGACUCCGCUACCUUAUGGAAGGAGCCGAGAAGGGAAGAAUUGGAGUCUUACAUAAUUUGGAAAGCCGUGAUUUCUCCGGUUCAUAUUCUUUGUUGAUUCAAGUCGUUACUACCGUGGCGAACAGUCCCAGUCGACGGGCGAAGGUGGUGCCCUUUUUGCAGAAAUUGCUCGGAAAUGAAGAAUUUAUUGGUGCUAGCCUCGGGGACUCUGAUGCAACCUUGGAAAAGAAGUACGUCAAAUUGGUUCUGGAUUUAGCUGACGAAAUGGGGCUUAAAAGAGAUUAUCUAGAAGAUGCUCUUCUGGAGCCUGUACGCAAACAAGCCGUUCUCGAGCAAAUUCAUGAGGAACGGGUUUUCGUGGCUCGAGCUGUGGGUCUGAAAGCGGGCGCGAUGGCAGUGGUCACAAAUGGAAGGGUUUAUGAUCAACAAGAAGGUAGUCACUUCGUGGCUGAGGACUUCGCUCUUCUUGACUCUGUCGAAUAUGAACGUCGAAUAAAACCUGUUGAAGAAAUCAUUCAGGAAAUUGAAUGGACGAAUGUUGAGCCCGAUGAACUGACGAGUGAAUUCCUGAGUACCAAAAUCAUGGCCGUGUCAUCUUCCAUGGCAUCUCGCUCACGCGGAGGCGAUUCAGCUAACUUUGAAAUGCUGAGAGCUGAACACAGUGCUAUCGUUCGAGAGGUAGAUGGUGCGUACAUUCACGUGGACGCUGUGAUUGAUCCACUGAGUGUCACUGGCCAAAAGUUAACUCCCCUACUAGUCCUGCUUGAGGACUGGCUGAAGCCCAGUUUCCGAAUUGUGUUUAACCCGAUGAACGCAAUAACUGAUCUACCCUUGAAGAACUUCUACCGAUACGUAGUUCCCUCAAAGAAUGUAUUCAGCUCAGAUGGAGUUCUUUCUCCAGGUCCUGUUGGGGUCUUUACCAACUUGCCGCCUUCUCGCACGCUAACAAUGAACCUCGACGUUCCAGAAUCGUGGUUGGUCGAGCCAGUGGUAGCAGUCCAUGAUCUCGACAACAUUGUGUUGGAAAAGCUUAAGAACGAACGCACCAUGUCUGCUGUCUACGAACUGGAAGCUCUGGUUGCAACUGGACACUGCUACGAGAAAGAUGGCGACCCACCACGUGGUCUUCAAUUGCUCUUGGGAACAAAACUUCAUUCGCAUCUAGUGGACACAAUUGUCAUGGCCAACUUAGGAUACUGGCAGAUGAAGGCAGCACCUGGUGUCUGGACCCUUCAACUUGCCCCCGGCCGCUCAACAGAACUUUACACGCUGGAGGGUCCCGGCGAGGGCACAGACGCCGGCUUGAUAACAAAACGUGUAGUGGUACAAGACCUCAAAGGAAAGUUAGUGCGCUUUGAAGUCGUCAAGAGACACGGCAAAGAAGACCAGCAAAUGCUUGAAGUAAACGAUGCAGAGGAGGACUUCGAAGAGAUCAGUCCACGCAGACAGGAAAAGAAAAAGGAAGGCAAAGGAUUUUUGAAGUGGGCAUCUGACUUUCUAGUUGGAGGGGGCCAUUCCGGAGAAAACCGCAAUGUGCUCAAUUCUGUUGCGGGAGGUGGGCAGUCACAACUUAGAAGAGGAGAGACCAUCAAUAUCUUCUCCAUUGCGUCAGGACAUCUGUAUGAGCGUUUCUUGAAAAUUAUGAUGCUCAGUGUCAUCAAGAACACAAAUCGACCUGUUAAGUUCUGGUUCAUAAAAAAUUACCUUUCUCCCCAAUUUAAGGAUGUGAUACCGCAUAUGGCCAAGGAGUACGGUUUUGAGUACGAUCUUGUCACCUAUAAAUGGCCUACGUGGCUCCACAAACAGACCGAGAAGCAACGCAUUAUUUGGGCAUACAAAAUUCUGUUUUUGGACGUCAUUUUUCCACUUUCUUUGAAAAAGGUUAUUUUUGUAGAUGCAGAUCAGAUUGUACGGACAGAUAUGGGUGAAUUAUAUGACAUGGAUAUCAAGGGCCGACCCCUUGCAUACACUCCUUUCUGUGACAACAACAGAGAAAUGGAUGGUUAUCGGUUCUGGAAUCAGGGUUUCUGGAAGGACCAUCUCCGAGGAAGACCCUAUCACAUCAGUGCUCUUUACGUGGUGGAUCUGGUGAAGUUCCGUCAAUCUGCUGCUGGAGAUAAUCUGCGUGUGUUUUAUGAGAGUUUGAGUAAGGAUCCCAACAGUCUCUCCAAUCUUGACCAGGAUCUACCAAACUACGCUCAGCACACUGUUCCGAUAUUUUCACUCCCGCAACAAUGGCUAUGGUGUGAAUCAUGGUGUGGAAAUGGCACCAAAGCCCAAGCUAAGACGAUUGAUCUAUGCAACAACCCGCAAACUAAAGAGCCAAAAUUGGAGGGUGCAAGACGGAUAGUUGCGGAGUGGCCUGCACUUGAUGAGGAAGCACGCCAGCUCACUGCAAGAAUUCUCGGUGGAAAAGUUACGCAACACGUCUCCGAUCAACAUAUCAAAAAGCAAGUGCCACAAAGUCUUGACAGCGGAGUAGUAGAAGAAGAGUCGAACUUUGUAGACUUGGAAUCGAAGUCAGAACUGUAGAUCGCGGUCAGUUACAAAUGACAAAAUUUUGCCUCAGAAAUCAUUUCGUCCCCUAGCUCUCUAAUUUUUGGAAAGCUCCUUCCGAAUCAUGAGUUGUCUGCUGUCAAACUUUUGGCUGGACUUUACGUCCAAUUGGAUGUGAAUGCACACACUAUCGGGCUGCUUUAUUCCACUGCAAUGUCGUCCUUCUUUUGCAGUCGGGCCUUGAACUGAAACCCUCGGGAAUUCACAUUUUCUCUGCGCAUGACUC
This is a messenger RNA of Marchantia polymorpha subsp. ruderalis, 5737 nucleotides long. The record is from the annotation of a GenBank genome assembly. NCBI's taxonomy places the organism in Eukaryota, Viridiplantae, Streptophyta, Marchantiopsida, Marchantiales, Marchantiaceae.